AUGUUGUCUCUAUCUCAGAAUUGGCGCUCUUGUAUAGCAGCGUUUGCUCUCACGUUUUUGGUUAUCAACGCCUCUCCUGUACCUGGUCAGACUUCUAGUGUCUUAAGUGUUGUUUCAGCAUACAAUGGAGCCACAACUAUUACCGCAAGCACUCAAGUCGUCACUUACGCCGCUACCACGACUUCGACUAGUGGUACGUUGACCUGCACGAAAGCUGGAACCUACAGUAUUGGAACGAGCACAACGGUUGUCUCGAAACCCACAAACAUUCCAUGGACGGCACAGGAAGUAAUCUACGAGUAUUGUCCAUUUUCCGUAUUUACUCUUUUUAGCUGCGCUGCAUGUCCGCGCCUCAUUACUGUCGAGAAGUGCUAUCUUGGUUAUUGUGAAGUCAGUAUCGAACUACGAACUCCUUCUAAGGGUGUUACCAGCACCAGCACCUCGAGUGCCAGUUCAACAAGUUUCGUUAUUGGUAUUGGGUAUUUGGAGCCAACAGUAACGACCACUAAGGCUCUUUCUGCUUAUGCUACGGGAUACACAUCAAUUAUCCCAGCUAAAUUGCUUGCAGCUGGAACUGUUAUUGUUGGAUCUCCAGUUCCUUACGUCACUUCGACGACUUACCUUGAUGAUGGAUCGCAAGCUUAUACUUCAACCAUUGGUGGUACCAUUUUGGAUGCCAUAUCAGUUACAACCAUCACUUAUACCACUACUGUAUCAGCCUAUGACUCGGCUUAUACCUCCACAAUCUCCGCAAAAAAACUCAACGCCUGGAACUGCACUGUUACAACCACCACAUUUCUUCCUACUGGUGGUAUAGCUUUCACCUCUACAGUCCCCGCAGCUGGACCUACUUCGGGAACAGUCCUUGUUGGAUAUGUCCAGAGUGAUGUUACUACUACUAUCACUGGAUCCGUGGCUGCCACGAGUACUAUAGCUCCCUCUGGCACAAUUCCAGGUACUAUAAUUAUUACGGUACCUACACCCGAUGUAAACUGCAACAACAUUGGUGUACAAUUCGCAGCUUUUGCUGAAACUCCCCAAAUCAUCAACUCUGCCGGAACAUACGCGAAUUUUAAUCCCGCCAUUUAUAAAACCCAGACUGCAGAGAUUACUGGCAACACCACUGCUGUCAGUUAUAGCGUCACAACCUACACAAACACUGCUGUAUCUGUUUAUGGUAGCACCCAAAAGCUCAACGACUUCUAUCUCGUCAUUGAUAAUCGUGGAUACCUCUUCGCUCAGAUGACUGGUACAUAUACCUUCUCCACGACAUCAGCCGAUGAUAUUUUCUUCCUUUGGGUUGGAGCUAAUGCAUAUUCCGGUUGGACUCGUGCUAAUGCCGAUUUGAUUGCAACAUUGACUUAUCCAUCACAAACAUUCACAAUCGAUUUGGUUGAAGGGGAAUACUAUCCGAUGAGAUUCUUGUGGGCAAAUGGUGAUGGACCUGGUCUCUUUGCUUUCUCGGUUACCGCCCCUGAUGGAACUAUUAUCUUGGAUGGUAACACCGUUGCUAGUCCUUAUGUAGUACAGUUUUCGUGUGAUGGUACUUCAGCACCUGAGUAUCCUGCUUGGGGCGCUGAGAGUUAG
Messenger RNA from Botrytis sinoallii, 1587 nucleotides. RefSeq lists its product as uncharacterized. The transcript has 3 exons. The coding region runs from base 1 to 1587 and encodes 528 amino acids. The record is from RefSeq and is a predicted model, not a curated record. NCBI's taxonomy places the organism in Eukaryota, Fungi, Ascomycota, Leotiomycetes, Helotiales, Sclerotiniaceae.